Molecule: messenger RNA, 4803 nt
Organism: Kogia breviceps (pygmy sperm whale)
Lineage: Eukaryota; Metazoa; Chordata; Mammalia; Artiodactyla; Physeteridae
Source: RefSeq, a predicted model, not a curated record
AUGGACGAAAAGGGUGACCCAAGUGGUGAGGACGCACCCAAGGCAAUCAAGCCCACCAGUAAAGAGUUCAGGAAGAUGCAGGUGUUGCAGAGGACUGCCAUCGCGAAGCGCGAGGGCGCCGGGGAUGUGGAGGUGGAUGCCCUGGAGCCGCUGCCCCGGCAGCAGCAGAGCCCGUCGCUGCGACACAGCGGAAGGCCGCCGAAGCGGACUGAGCGGGUGGAGGAGUCCCUGACCAUGGUAUGGUGCCGGGGCCGGAGGGGUACCCCCGUGUCCCUAGAGGACUGGGCGGAGCCGGCGUCCUGUCCGGUGACAGAUGAGGGGAGCAUGGAAAGCACCUCGGACAGGAAGAGCGGUCCUGGGUCUGGCUCCACAGGUGGUAAGGAACGAACGGCCUCCUGGGCAGAGGUCAGAGGGCGUGGUGACGAGGUUGACACCUCCCAUAGUAACAGUGACUGGUCAGCGGUAGAGCAAGGUGCCAAGGCCAGCGGUGGUGACCGCACGGCUCCCCAGGAUGACAAGACAGCUGCAGCUGGCAUGCCCUCUGUGAUGGUGUUCUCCCGCUCACCAGUGCUCGUCGUAGAGGCGCCUGGUGUCGCCAGAUCCAUCGGCCCUGGGCGCUCAAGCGUGGCGCAACCCGCCUCUGUCUACUGCCGCAGCGACCGUAUCCUGAAACACGCUAAGGCCAGCAAGCACUUCCAGAGCGCAGGGAAAGGGCAGAAAGCAAAACCUAAAGAGAAAAGCAAGACAAAGGCGGAAAAACUCAUUCUUCAGAAAUGUAGCGUUCAGGCAGGCGUUAACAUCUCUUCUGUGCACAAGAGACUGGCUUCAGAGAAGAAGGAGAACACAGUGAAGAAGAUGGUGGUGGUCCGUCCGAGGAGUGAGGUCCUUGCUAAGGAGCCGACCUGUGAGAGCAGCACGCCAUCCUGGGCCAGCGACCCCAAUUACAAUGCAGUAAAGCCAGAAAAGACUGCUGCCCCCUGGCCGCCACUGUUGUAUAAAUCCGUGAAGGAGGACCGACGCGCAGAGGCCAAGGCGGCAGUGGCAGUGGUGGCGAAGAAGGUGGCUCCUCCAGGCUCUUCUGGGGGCGGCAAGCAGCCCUCGCUCAGGAACCUCCUUCCGAAGAAGUGCCCUCCUUUGGCAAACACGGCAGCAGCCAAACCGGCCAUCAAAAAGUCGCCACCGGGUUUCAAGGGCACAAUCCCCAAGAGGCCGUGGCUCUCGGCCGCCCCCUCCCCCUCGGGCAGCACUCCCUCAGCCAAGCAGGCAAGGCUGGCACCUGUUGCUGCCACGUCUGCUUCCAGAAAGUUCCCCGGCUCCGCUGCUUCGGUGGGCGCCGUCAGGAUGCCUGGGACCACCUCGCUUCCCCUGGCCUCUCCAGCCCCGGGACGCCUGGGCCCCGCGAGCCCCGCCUCGUCACAGCCAGGUUGUCAAAUGCGGCAAAACAUAAGACGCUCCUUGAAGGAGAUCUUGUGGAAAAGAGUCACUGACAGCGAUGACUUAUUCAUGACACAAAAUGAAGUUGGAAAAAUUGCACUGCACAUCGAGGAGGAGAUGUUUAACUUGUUCCGAGCCACAGACAGUCGGUACAAGAGCAAGUACCGCAGCCUCAUGUUCAACCUCAGGGACCGCAGGAACCAGGGGCUCUUCCGUCGUGUUAUGCAUGAAGAAAUCUCGUUGGCAAAACUUGUCAGAAUGAAGCCAGAAGAACUUGUCUCCAAAGAGCUUCCCAUGUGGAAAGAGAGAUCAUCAAAGCACGUGAUGGAGUCCAGAACUAAAUUGCAUAAGGAGACUAAGAAGCCUACCGUUAAACAGGAAAGUAUUUCCAAUAUGGAAGAUUCUAUGCCAGUAUCAGAUUGUGAUGAACAGCAAGAAUCAGUGCGGGCGGCCCCCGAGAUGAAUGCAGCACCCCUGCUUGACCUUGUCGGCAGUGUGCUGCAGGACACGACCCCGCAGCACCGGGCGCACCUCUUUGACCUGAAUUGUAAGAUCUGCACAGGUCAGGUUCCAUCGUCGGAAGAUGAGCCAGUGCCGCAAACACGAAAGUGGUCAACUUCUGCCAAGAAGGAGGACUCAAAGUCCGAGCAUGACAACUCUGCCUCUGAGCCCGCUCUCAGCUCAGCCGAUGAUGUGGCAGCAGAAACCCUGCCUGAAAACGCCUCGGAGCCAGACCUGGAAAGCGCUGCUCAUGCCCAUUUGGAGGGAAAGUCCCUCCCGGUGCCUCCAGAGGAUGGCCACCCCGAGCCCUCUGCCCUGGAAGGUGCCCCCUGCCCAGCCCCAGGUGGCGGCGGAGUGCUCACCACAGUCACGGUGUCUGGCCGAGACCCCGGGACUGCACCAGGCGGGCCGAGCACGGGUACGGCUCCCUCGGCAGCCCGCCCAGGCAGCGCCCACCCAGCGGAACCCCAACAGGGUGUCCCGAAGCCUGUGCCGACUUCCGUGACGGUGCCUAAGUCCAUCCUGGUCAAGCCGUCCACGUCGCCCGAGCCCAGAUACCUCCUGUUGGUCCCGCCGUCACCGAGCAUCAGCAUCUCAGAGUCCCGGUCCCCUCCAGAAGGAGAUACCACCCUCUUUUUGUCUACACUCAGCACCAUUUGGAAAGGAUUUAUGAACAUGCAGAGUGUAGCAAAGUUUGUCACUAAGGCGUAUCCUGUCUCUGGAUGUUUUGAUUAUCUCAGUGAGGUCCUGCCCAACACGAUUCACAUCGGCGGAAGGAUUGCCCCAAAGACAGUCUGGGAUUACGUCGGCAAACUCAGAUCUUCAGUGUCUAAGGAGCUGUGUCUGAUCCGCUUCCACCCUGCGACGGAGAAGGAGGAUGUGGCCUAUAUCUCUCUCUACUCCUAUUUCAGCAGCCGCGGCCGCUUCGGCGUCGUGGUAAACAACAGCCCACACGUCCCCCCCAUGCCCUGCGGAGUCCGUCACAGCGAGCUGCAUGCCUCACUCAGACCCGGCCUUUGGCAGCAGAACUUGGGAGCAGGGGCGGUGGCUACGCCCAUGCCUGGCGCCUCCGUGUCCACGGCCAGCGCCCCUGCGGCAGCCAGGCCCUUACACGGCCCGGCGUCCCUGCGGCUGGGCCCGGCGUCCUGCUCGGUCCAGUCCGAGGGGCUGCUGUGUCCCUCGAUGGAGCAGCCAGCGGGCUUGAGCACAUGCUGCCCGGCAGCGCUGGCCCCGCAACCUGCUGGGAGCGCCCUUGACCCCCCACGUCAGCCCCUCAGCGGGGAGCGCCCGCACUGCCCAGGGUUGCCGCUGCCUGAGGUUGCAGGGCCCUGCAGCGGCCUGGCCUUCCGGCCUCCACACCCUCCUUUGCCGGCUCCUCCUUCCCCUGAGUCACCACUGUCGUCCGAAGGGCAGGCAGAGGACAUUCUGGCAGCCGUUCCUCUGAUCACGAGUCUUGAGUCCCCGCGUCCGAACAUAAUCCUGGGGUUAGUAAUCUGUCAAAAACGAAAGCGUCCUUCAAAUGCGGACAAAUUAGACAAGACAGAGGAGAAGCGGCCCCGGCCUCAAACCCAAGAAGAAAUGGAUCCCAUCCACCCCAGAGUGCCAGCAGCCCUGCUUCCUGAGAAGAAGCCCCCCAAGUACCCGCUGUGCCCAGGGGACGCGGCUGUUAGCACCACAGCCCCGGGGUCUCCCCCACACCCACCCCCUCCUCCAGAAGCACCGGGUGCACCGGCCUCAUCUUCCGUGUUACAGAUACUGUCCUCGCUCAAACCAGGAGCCUCGAACACUGUCACAGCAUCACACGCGUCAGUGACGGUUGCGGUGGCCGCUUCCUCUGUCACUGCCUCUUCAAAAACAGCUUCGCCCCUAGAAUAUAUCCUGCAGACUCUCUUUGGGAAGAGGAAGGCGUUUGACCCCCCCACCAAAGAGCCUGCCGAGUCGGCCCCAGCCCCACACCAGGACUCGAGAGCCAAAGCCGGCGGCAGGCUGCCGGCGGCGCUUCUGCUGGACCCAAUUGUCCAGCAGUUUGGUCAGUUCUCAGAAGACAAAGCUCUGGAGGAGGAGGAAUACGACAGGCCAUAUGACCCCGAGGAAGAGUAUUGUCCUGAGAGAGCCUUCGACACUCAGCUCAGAGAUCACGGGAGCCACCAGGACACGGAGAAGGCUGCGGCGGCAGCUGAGAGGGAGGAGGUGGCCUAUGACCCAGAGGAUGAGACAAUCCUAGAAGAAGCCAAAGUGAGGGUCGAGGACCUGCCCGGCAGAAUGUGUGCGGCGGCACACGGGGGGCCUGGCCUGCCGGCCCCCUCCUUGGCCGAGCAGCAGCAGAUGAUAGAGGAGCUCAACAAGGAGAUCGAAGAGCAGAAGAGGCAGGUGGAGGUGCAAGAGGAGGCGCUCAGGCAGCAGAGGGCCGCUGUCGGGGCCUCCACGGCCCACUUCCCCGUGUCGGAUGCGCUCACGUCGCCGCCGCCGCACAAGCCUGGACCGUUGCCGCAGGAGCCGCCGGCCCCGGGCCCCAGCACCGAGGCCGAAUUCCGCGAGGGCAGGGGCCACGAGAACAGAGGCCCAAGCUUCGAGGGGCGGGCCCGGGACAAGGCCCCGGAGGAGCCCGAGGCCCCGCCGGCUGAGAGCCUCCUGGUCCAGGACCUCGAGGACCGGCGGCGCGAGCGGGAGCGUGCGAAGCCCUGGGAGUGGGAAUGCGGCCGGACCAGGGGCCGCGAGCGGGACUGGGACCGAGGCCACGAGCGGGAUCGGCACCGUGACAAGGCCCGUGAGCGGAAGCGCCAAAGGGACCGCAGUUGGAGCGCGGAGCGACCCCGGGAUCCCAAGGCCGAGGCCUUGUGGGCCGCCGCCCCCGCUUCCCAGACCUAG